UACCGUCCAUCCCUUGGUGAGACUGACAGCAAUCGGACGUCUAUAACCUAUACCCUUCCUCCUAACUUACGCUACCCUUCCUCUACAUUUAAAGACUUCUCCUGUGACUUCCACGAGCCUCUCUGCUCUCUCUCCCCUCUUCCGCCAACCGCUAAGGGUGACGGACCAACAAUCAAUCAUGUUGGAGACUAGUAGAGUACGGCCCUUGUGGUUUCAGCUGCUACUUAUAUCCUUUGUUUUCUUCAGUUCAGUGGGCAACGGGAGUGCAGGGAUCACUAGUACUUUUAUUCGUUCUGAGUGGCCUUCUGUUGACAUUCCUCUUGAUAAUGAAGCAUUUGCACUUCCAAAUGGUCAUAAUGCACCGCAGCAAGUGCAUAUUACCCAAGGUGAUUAUGAUGGAAAGGCUGUAAUAAUCUCAUGGGUCACAUCUGAUGAACCUGGUCCCAGUAAAGUGCAAUACGGAACAUCAGAAAACCAAUACAAAUUUAGUGCUGAAGGGACAGUGACAAACUACACAUUCUACCAUUACAAAUCCGGCUACAUUCAUCAUUGUCCUGUUGAUGGCCUUAAGCAUAACACCAAGUACUACUACAAGAUUGGAUUGGGUGAUUCCUCUCGGGAAUUUUGGUUUCAAACACCUCCAGAAGUUCACCCAGAUGCUUCAUAUACUUUUGGAAUCAUAGGUGAUUUGGGCCAAACAUACAAUUCUCUUUCCACUCUUAAUCAUUACAUGCAGAGUGGAGCGCAAGCUGUCUUAUUUGUGGGAGAUCUGUCUUAUGCUGAUAGAUAUCAGUAUAACGAUGUUGGCAUUCGGUGGGAUUCAUGGGGACGCUUGGUUGAGCGCAGUGCUGCAUAUCAGCCAUGGAUUUGGUCAGCUGGAAAUCAUGAAGUAGAGUACAUGCCUGAAAUGUUAUUAUUUGGUAGAGGGUUUCAUGCUGGAAUGAAUCUGCGAGAGCAGAAAAAGCUUGCUGCAAAGAACACGAAGGAGAUGAGAGACAAGAUUAGAAAGAAAGAAGGAGUUACUAAGAAGCCGGAGGAAGUUUCUGUGCAAUGA
Molecule: messenger RNA, 1054 nt
Organism: Macadamia integrifolia
Lineage: Eukaryota; Viridiplantae; Streptophyta; Magnoliopsida; Proteales; Proteaceae
Product: bifunctional purple acid phosphatase 26-like
Exons: 6
Coding region: 179-1054 (291 amino acids)
Molecular function (GO): metal ion binding; acid phosphatase activity
Source: RefSeq, a predicted model, not a curated record